AUAAAGCUGGCAUGUAUUUAUCAACUUUGUUUAUUACAUGUGCAAAAGAAACAGCACGCUUUUAACAGUGCUCGUCUUAUUCAGGUUUGAUACAUUUAAAACAACAUACACGCGUCACAGCAUAAGAAGAAGAAGCUAAAGAGAAGAGGAAGAAAACGCACAGUACAGAUAACUUGCUGAUGAAACAAGUGUACGCCGUUUAUUUCAGCAAAGUGCAGAAAUGACGACAACACAAAACCUGCCCCAUUCCAGUUCCAAAAGAAUUAAAAUGGUUUCCCUGGUUAUGUUAAUACUUAUCCUCCCUGUUUGCCUCGCUGACAGAGCUCAAGAGACGUCAGCCCUUGCGGUUACGCAGAAUGACGGCAUGGAUGAGGAUGUUCAAGUAGAUGAUGACCUGGACCCUGAAGAUCUGGAAGUAUUUCAGCCUACAAAUCAAUGGCAGUCUCUCAAGCCAGGCCAAGCAGUUCCUGCAGGAUCCCACGUGCGUUUGAACCUCCAGACCGGAGAGAGAGAAGCCAAGCUACCUGACAGCAUACAAGAGACCACUGGACUAAAUAGGAAAAAGGUCACGGCUAAAGACUCGAACUCCUUUUCAGCUCAAGAGCUCAAGGAGGCUCUGAAAAAGUUAAAAGAAGAGGCAAUCAGCUUGGCAGAUGAGGAGGCACAGGCAGCUGUUCGCUCCCAAUAUCGUCCACUGGAGGAACUAAAAAAAGACCUGGAAGAUCUGAGUGCAAUGAUGGAGACUGAUUUUCAAGUCAUGACAAGGCUUGUGCAGCAGUUUAAUAAUUCACAGGCCUCUCUGGAAGAAAAGGUCACUGCACUUCUUGAUCUUGAGUACCUUGUGCAUCAGGUUGAUAAUGCUCAAGAUUUGAUCUCUCUUGGGGGCCUGCAAUUGAUUAUCAAUACACUUAACAGUUCUGAGCCCAUCUUGCAAGAGCAUGCUGCCUUUGUACUUGGUUCUGCUGUCUCUAGUAACCCACGGGUUCAAGUGGAAGCAAUGGAAGGAGGAGCGCUGCAGAAACUGCUUCUUUUACUAGGUACUGAUCAGCCUCUGCCUGUCAAGAAGAAGGCACUCUUUGCUUUGGCCUCCCUUCUACGUCACUUCCCCUUUGCACAACAGCACUUCUUGAAGUUGGGGGGAUUACAGGUGCUGACGGCAUUAUUUCGUUCUCGUGGGAGUGAGUCCCUGCGUGUGCGUGUAGUCACUCUGCUGUAUGACAUGAUCAUUGAGAAGGAGCUAAUCUCGCAGUCUGGACUGGAUGCUGUCCCAGAUGCCUCUCAUGAAGAGCGGCUGCGGCAGUACUCUCAGGUAGCACUUCUGCCCCUGUUGUCUGAGCAAGGCUGGUGCAACCUCGUCCCUGAACUGUUGGCCUCCCCAGAGCAUGACAUGCGUGAGAAGGCUCUGCGUUCCAUCCUUGUAAUAAUGACGCCAUGCAGAGACUUCUACCGCCAGGAUAGUGGGCUGGCCAGCUUUUUAACUUCCAUCCAAGAACAGUACACUGCACUAGCAGAAAGUGAGCGGGAGCACGGAGAAGACGAUGGCUACUUUGGUGAACUGCUGGCAUUGGUUGAAAGUGUUCUUGGAAAGCUGAGGUAACACUGGACAGAUAGACUUUUGUCACAGAAGAUGGGGUCACAAAUUUGGAAAUGCAAGAGUUCUCUGCAAAUGUUACCCCUUUAAUGAUAAUUAAUUGUUUAUACGUUUAAAUAAUGUUGAUGAAGCUGACAUUCAGUUUCAUCCACAUUAGUUUUUUGAGGGAGUGUUCGUUUCUGAGGUUUGUCGCAGUCUGUCCAUCAUUAUACACAACAGAGAAAACACCAAACGUGGUGAAUGCUGCUCAUACAUGUGCCCAGUGCAGGGAGUAUAGGGAACAUGGAGUGCUUUUAAUGAAGUAAAACCAAUGAUGUGCACCACUAAGACUUGUACCAGAAUCCCUCCCUGUGUGUGUGUGUGUGUGUGCGUGUGUGUGUGCGUGUGUGCGUGCGUGCGUGCGUGCGUGCGUGCGUGCGUGCGUGCGUGCGUGUCAGUAACUUGCUGUAUUGGUCACACACUUCUUUUCACACUCAUGUCUUUACCUGGUCACCCUUAUUCUUGUCAGUGAACCUUUGACAAAACUUGGCUGUGAAAUUGAGACUGUGGAUUGAAAGACUGAAGACCUUCUUUGAGGAUCUUAAAUCACUAAAAAGAGUAGUGAAUGCAAUCUCCAUUAAAGUAACAUUGUGUUGUCCAGACAUAAUCUAGCUGUAGUUCCCUUAUGGGUGUUAUUCCCAUUUCAUGAUUUUAAAUUGCUGCACUCCAGAACUGCCAUCACAGCCCUGUGGUCAACUUUAAACUACAGCGUAAAGUAGCAGUCGUACACUUGACCCAUGGGAGACCAAAUCCUGGUCAGUUACCCCUAUGACUGUAUGUGAAACGGUCUUCACCUUCAACUUUUGUUUUGGGAGCUUAUGCUUUUAUUUAUUCACCAAAUCAGAGCAGCUUUCUGGUCCAUUCUGUAAAGUAGAUUUUAUAACAAAACCAGAAUUACAUUAAGGCCAUAGAAAUAAUCAGCAGGUUUUUAACCAAAAUGUCUUCAUUCAAAAAUUCUUCACGGUUUGUGCAGAACCUUUCAGUAAGAGGGAUUCAUGGUGUUCAGAUGUGACAUUUUGGUUAUAUGGGAGGCUGAUAUCCUGUCAUCAAAUGAAAUCAGAGAAAACGUGGAUUGUGGAUUUUUUCAGUGUGCAUUUCCUUGUGUUGGAGAUGCUUGAAAACCCUGGAUUAGUCUAUGUAAUUAAUUUGCUUUAUUCCGGUUUGUGGCAAUCGGUUGUAUGACUUCUUUUGCUUUAAUAAAUUAUGCUGUGCUUGA
Messenger RNA from Erpetoichthys calabaricus (reedfish), 2846 nucleotides. It is a transcript of the gene sil1, whose product is annotated as SIL1 nucleotide exchange factor. Bases 221 to 1597 code for a protein of 458 amino acids. The transcript is spliced from 10 exons. The record is from RefSeq and is a predicted model, not a curated record. NCBI's taxonomy places the organism in Eukaryota, Metazoa, Chordata, Cladistia, Polypteriformes, Polypteridae.